This is a messenger RNA of Thalassophryne amazonica, 930 nucleotides long. RefSeq lists its product as uncharacterized. The coding region runs from base 247 to 930 and encodes 227 amino acids. The record is from RefSeq and is a predicted model, not a curated record. The transcript has 9 exons. Gene Ontology annotation, molecular function: protein binding. Lineage: Eukaryota; Metazoa; Chordata; Actinopteri; Batrachoidiformes; Batrachoididae.
CCAGAAUAAUCAUAUUAUCAUUAUUAUUACUGACCUGUGCAGAUGACAUGAGUAAUGAAGAUGUGAGCUGUCCUGACAUGCUGUUGCUUCCACACGCUGGCAGGAUGGACGUAUUUGCUCAUAAACAGAGACCCAUUACUCGCUCCUGCAGUUUUGGAGAUACAGAGAAACAUCAAAAAGAGGAGAAGACAACACGACAGCGACGAAUCACCAUUGCAUCGUAUUUGUCUGCGUGUGAGGAUCAGAAUGGAAACGUCCCUGAGAAGGACACAGGAACAAGUGGCCAAAUCUCUCAGGGAUCUGAACACACAUGAAGUGUGCCAGUGGUUUACCAGCAUUGGGCUGCACAAAUGUCUCCCCUUCAUCAGAGAUGCUAACCUGUGUGGAGCAGACAUAGCCGCUGUGGAUGUGAACACUCUGGACAUCCUCCGUAUUGUGACAGUGGCAGACAGGGAACACCUGCUGUCUGCCAUUUAUAAUGAACUGCACCCACCCAACACCACCACCCAGCGACUUCACACCCUGCUCGAAACCUCAGGGCAGAAUAAAGUUGACACACUGACUUCUACAUUCAUGUCGAUGAGUAAGUCUAAGUCUUCUUCUCACGUGAGCUGCCUCAGCAUGAAUCAGCGAUCACUCAAGCUCAGACAGAAUGGUCAAAAUUACACACAGCAAAGGAGUUCGCCACUGAUGGAGAUCAUCAUUACAGCAUCCCAACAGACUGUUCAUCUCAGAACACCAAAAGAAACAACCCUCAGGAAGAUCAUGGACACGUGCAUCAGAAUGUUGGGAAUGAUGGAGGAGAAGGAUCUCUUCAAGCAAGGGUCGGUAGAGGUGCUGUCGCUGGACCAGCAGGUUGGGAGUCUGCUUACAUCAUCAAUAGAUAACACACAACUGGAGCUCCAACUGUGUAGAAUGGUAGGAUUUUGA